This is a messenger RNA of Aethina tumida (small hive beetle), 1966 nucleotides long. RefSeq lists its product as uncharacterized. The coding region runs from base 189 to 1712 and encodes 507 amino acids. The transcript is spliced from 13 exons. NCBI's taxonomy places the organism in Eukaryota, Metazoa, Arthropoda, Insecta, Coleoptera, Nitidulidae. The record is from RefSeq and is a predicted model, not a curated record.
AUGGAGGGACUAUGUCCGGUAUGGGCUGCGAAUGGUGUUGUUUAAGUUUUAGACAAAGAAAUAUUCCUUACAGAGUGUGUGUCGAACGUAACGUUAAUUGUACAGACUAUUAUUAUUAGUAUUAUUAUUAUUAAUAAUAUUAAAGUAUUAUUGCGUUGUAAACUUUGUUAUCUCCGUUCUGUCAGCUCAUGAUGCAAAAUAUGUACCAAGAUAAAGAGUCAGAUUUACCGAACUUCAAAUAUUUAAGAAGGGAAGUUAUGAAAGUCCAAAAUUACUGCUUAAACUGCAAAAAUCGACUGUCUCCUUUGUGUAUGAUUAUAAAUACUGGUAAUUAUCAUUCUGAAGUACAAUUGAAGACGCAAGUUGGAAAAUUCCCUGUUUAUUGUUUGAGAUGUGUACAUAGGGAAGUUAAGAAUACCUUUAUAAUUAGUCUGGAUUCUGACUCGGAGACAGAAAAAGAAAAUAGAAUUCCUGACAAUGAGACUGAAUUCCAAACUGGUCUGAAUACAGAAAAUGUGUUACCACAUGUAGCAGUAUCUAAUGAGACUGCAGAUAAAGAAAAUUUAGCAGUUCCUACAGCUCUUCAAGAAAGUUCAUCAACAUUGGCCACAUCCACUGAACUACAAGUAUCAGCAUUAAAUGCUAACAAUGAGAGUGAAUUCCAAACUGGUCUGAAUACAGAAAAUGUGUUACCACAUGUAGCAGUAUCUAAUGAGACUGCAGAUAAAGAAAAUUCAGCAAUUCCUACAGCUCUUCAAGAAAGUUCAUCAACAUUGGCCACAUCCACUGAACUACAAGUAUCAGCAUUAAAUGCUGACAAUGAGAGUGAAUUCCAAACUAGUCUGAAUACAGAAAAUGUGUUACCACAUGUAGCAGUAUCUAAUGAGACUGCAGAUAAAGAAAAUUUAGCAGUUCCUACAGCUCUUCAAGAAAGUUCAUCAACAUUGGCCACAUCCACUGAACUACAAGUAUCAGCAUUAAAUGCUGACAAUGAGAGUGAAUUCCAAACUGGUCUGAAUACAGAAAAUGUGUUACCACAUGUAGCAGUAUCUAAUGAGACUGCAGAUAAAGAAAAUUUAGCAGUUCCUACAGCUCUUCAAGAAAGUUCAUCAACAUUGGCCACAUCCACUGAACUACAAGUAUCAGCAUUAAAUGCUGACAAUGAGAGGGAAUUCCAAACUGGUCUGAAUACAGAAAAUGUGUUACCACAUGUAGCAGUAUCUAAUGAGACUGCAGAUAAAAAAAAUUCAGCAAUUCCUACAGCUCUUCAAGAAAGUUCAUCAACAUUGGCCACAUCCACUGAACUACAAGUAUCAGCAUUAAAUGCUGACAAUGAGAGUGAAUACCAAACUGGUCUGAAUACAGAAAAUGUGUUACCACAUGUAGCCGUAUCUAAUGAGACUGCAGAUAAAGAAAAUUCAGCAAUUCCUACAGCUCUUCAAGAAAGUCCGUCAACAGCGACCAUAUCCACUGAACUACAAGAAUCAGCAUUAAAUGAUACCAAAGUUACUCCCCGACGAUCUGGUAGGAAAACCAAACAAACACCACCUCUAUUAUAUUAUUAUAGGAUACUGGAGGACUCACCAAAAAGGAAGAAGUUGAAUGAGCCGUCGUCCAGCACUUCAAGGGGACCGCCCAAAAAAGUUUUCCAGGUGGCUUCCCCUCGGCACCAUUAUACAGUGAAUGAUCCCGAUUCGGAUUCUUCAUCUUAAUUAUUAAAUAAUUAGUUUUAUGAAAGAAUUGUUAUUUAUUUUUUGUGAGAGACAUAAUUAUUUUUAUUUGUGUGUUAUUUGAAAAACAACUUACUAGUGAAACUGGCUAAAAAGUAAGAGUUAGCGAGUCGCCGAAUGCGAAUUAUUUUGUUGUUAAGAUUAUAUUUAUUUAUUUUAUCUAUUUUAUAAUUAAGUUUAUGUUUGUUGCAGUUUUUUUAUAAAAAGAAAUGCAUAUACUAAUCAAUAGUGUCACA